AUGAAAAAUCUGGGUGCUCUGAAGUACUUUCUGGGGUUUGAGGUGGCCCGUAGCAAGCAUGGAUUUUAUGUUUGCCAGAGAAAAUAUGCCUUGGAUAUUGUUUCAGAGACUGGAUUGUUAGGUGCAAAACCUGCUGACUUCCCAAUGGAGCAAAAUCACAAGCUGGCCUUAGCAGAGGGGAAGGAAUUUGGUGUAUUCCGUGCACAUUUUGUCGCAAUUUAUGCAAGCACCAAGAGAGGAGCAUUGGGAAGCAGCAUUGAGAGUAGUACGAUAUCUGAAAAAGUGUCCAGGACAGGGUAUAUUCUUCUAUGUUUUGAUAGUGCAUUGCAACUAGAGGGAUGGUGUGACUCAGAUUGGGAAAGUUGUCCUUUGACCCGUCGUUCGUUGACUGGGUGGUUCGUAUUACUUGGUUUUUCUCCGGUGUCCUGGAAAACUAAGAAACAAAAUAUUGUCUCUCGCUUAUCCGAGGAAGCAGAAUAUCGAUCGAUGGCAGCGUUGACUUGUGAGUUGAAGUGGUUGAAGCAACUGCUACGAGAUUUGGGUGUUGACCACAAAUAG
Molecule: messenger RNA, 558 nt
Organism: Beta vulgaris subsp. vulgaris (sugar beet)
Lineage: Eukaryota; Viridiplantae; Streptophyta; Magnoliopsida; Caryophyllales; Amaranthaceae
Exons: 2
Coding region: 1-558 (185 amino acids)
Source: RefSeq, a predicted model, not a curated record